Hyaloscypha bicolor E is the source of this 361-nucleotide messenger RNA. RefSeq lists its product as uncharacterized. The record is from RefSeq and is a predicted model, not a curated record. NCBI's taxonomy places the organism in Eukaryota, Fungi, Ascomycota, Leotiomycetes, Helotiales, Hyaloscyphaceae. The transcript has 4 exons. Bases 55 to 258 code for a protein of 67 amino acids.
CAACCACCAACGCCAUCUCGAUCACCGUUACAUCAGGAGAUUUUUGCAAUUAACAUGAUGCCUAACGUCGAAAGCGUUAUCGAGCCUACUUUGGCAAGAUAUAUCGACGCGACAAAGCUGGAGAAGCUCCUGAAGAAGAUAUUUAACGAAGAUAUUGCAGUUUAUGAAAAGAAUGGGGUGUUCAGCUUCACUGCGCCGAGACACCUCACCGAGGAUGAGCUCGAUUCAGUGACUGAAGACACGCGCGUGGUGGAAUAACGCGUGGGAGCGGUACGAAAGAAGCAAUCCAAGGGAAUCAUCGAGCACAGCGGCUAGAAUGUGUGAUGUAUGCAUAGGCACACCCAAUACAUUAAGCCUCUCC